CGCGCCGGCGGCUUCGGGCGGAGUUUGGGGAGCAGCGUCGCGGUGUAGUCAGACGGCAGUGGUCCCGGGAGGCGACAGCUCGGGUCCGGGCUUCUCUCUGUUCCUCCGCCGCAUCCACCGCCGCGCCCCGGCCUCCCGCCAAUCCUCGAUGCAGAGCUGGGCGGCCGCGUGAUGGGGCUGCGGAGCGGCGCCCUGCGGCUCGCGGCGGCCGCUGCCUGCGCUGAGGUGCGUCGGUGCCCGGCCUCCCGCGCCCCUGCGCGCCUCGGCGUCUUCUGACUCGGCCGGCUCGCCCGUCGGUCCGCAGCGCGGCUGAGGAACCUUGAACACAACUUCAAGAGAAGAUUUGAUUUUUACUUCUGGACUGCAUAUAUCAGGCCAUCAGAAUGUCGGGAGCCUCCGUGAAGGUCGCUGUUCGAGUGAGGCCCUUCAAUUCUCGGGAGACCAGCAAGGAGUCCAAGUGCAUCAUUCAGAUGCAAGGCAACUCGACCAGUAUUAUUAACCCAAAGAACCCAAAGGAAGCACCAAAGUCCUUCAGCUUUGACUACUCCUACUGGUCUCACACCUCGCCUGAAGAUCCCUGUUUUGCAUCGCAGAAUCGUGUGUACAAUGACAUUGGAAAGGAAAUGCUCUUACAUGCCUUUGAAGGUUAUAAUGUCUGUAUCUUUGCCUAUGGGCAGACUGGUGCUGGGAAAUCCUACACGAUGAUGGGGAAACAAGAAGAGAGCCAAGCUGGAAUCAUCCCACAGUUGUGUGAAGAACUCUUUGAGAAGAUCAAUGACAAUUGUAAUGAAGAAAUGUCUUACUCUGUAGAGGUGAGCUACAUGGAAAUUUACUGUGAGAGAGUACGAGAUUUACUGAAUCCCAAAAACAAGGGUAAUUUGCGUGUGCGUGAACACCCGCUUCUUGGACCCUAUGUGGAGGAUCUGUCCAAGCUGGCGGUCACCUCCUACACUGACAUCGCUGACCUGAUGGAUGCUGGGAACAAAGCCAGGACUGUGGCAGCUACCAACAUGAAUGAGACAAGCAGCCGUUCUCACGCUGUGUUCACCAUUGUCUUUACCCAGAAGAAACAGGAUCCUGAGACGAACCUUUCUACUGAGAAGGUCAGUAAAAUCAGCUUGGUGGAUCUAGCAGGAAGUGAACGAGCUGAUUCAACUGGUGCCAAAGGAACUCGAUUAAAGGAAGGUGCAAAUAUUAAUAAGUCUCUUACAACUUUGGGCAAAGUCAUUUCGGCCUUGGCAGAGGUGAGUAAAAAGAAGAAGAAAACUGAUUUUAUUCCUUAUAGGGACUCUGUACUUACUUGGCUCCUUCGAGAAAAUCUCGGUGGCAACUCCCGAACUGCAAUGGUUGCUGCUCUGAGCCCAGCAGACAUCAACUACGAUGAAACUUUGAGCACACUGAGAUACGCAGAUCGUGCGAAACAAAUUAAAUGCAAUGCUGUUAUCAAUGAGGACCCGAAUGCCAAACUGGUUCGGGAGCUGAAGGAGGAAGUGACCCGACUGAAGGACCUUCUUCGUGCUCAGGGACUGGGAGAUAUUAUUGAUACAUCCAUGGGGUCCCUCACUUCAUCUCCAUCUUCAUGCUCACUUACUAGUCAGGUGGGCUUACCAUCUGUGACCAGUAUUCAGGAGAGGAUCAUGUCGACACCUGGAGGGGAGGAAGCCAUUGAGCGUCUGAAGGAGUCAGAGAAGAUCAUUGCUGAGCUGAAUGAAACCUGGGAAGAGAAACUUCGUAAAACAGAGGCCAUCAGAAUGGAGAGAGAAGCCUUGUUGGCUGAGAUGGGAGUUGCCAUACGGGAAGAUGGGGGGACACUUGGAGUUUUCUCACCUAAAAAGACUCCACAUCUUGUUAACCUCAAUGAAGACCCACUAAUGUCGGAGUGUUUGCUCUAUUACAUCAAGGAUGGAAUUACAAGGGUUGGCCAGGCAGAUGCUGAGCGGCGCCAGGACAUAGUGCUGAGUGGGGCCCACAUUAAAGAGGAGCAUUGUCUCUUUCGGAGUGAGAGGAGCAACACUGGUGAAGUUAUUGUGACCUUGGAGCCCUGUGAGCGCUCAGAAACGUACGUGAAUGGCAAGAGGGUGGCUCAUCCUGUUCAGCUGCGCUCAGGGAACCGUAUCAUCAUGGGUAAAAACCAUGUUUUUCGUUUUAACCACCCUGAACAAGCGCGAGCAGAGAGGGAGAAGACGCCCUCAGCUGAGACCCCCUCGGAGCCUGUGGACUGGACCUUUGCUCAGAGAGAACUUCUCGAAAAACAAGGAAUUGAUAUGAAACAGGAGAUGGAGAAGAGGCUUCAGGAAAUGGAGAUCCUUUACAAAAAGGAGAAGGAGGAGGCGGAUCUUCUUCUGGAGCAGCAGAGACUGGACGCGGAUUCUGAUAGCGGGGACGAUUCUGACAAGCGAUCCUGUGAAGAGAGCUGGAAACUGAUAACUUCUCUGAGAGAAAAGCUACCUCCCAGCAAGUUACAAACCAUUGUUAAAAAGUGUGGCCUCCCCAGCAGUGGGAAGAAACGAGAGCCAAUUAAAAUGUAUCAGAUCCCGCAAAGAAGGCGCCUGAGUAAAGAUUCCAAGUGGGUCACCAUCUCAGAUCUUAAGAUCCAGGCUGUUAAAGAGAUUUGCUAUGAGGUUGCCCUCAAUGACUUUAGGCACAGUCGGCAGGAGAUCGAAGCCUUGGCCAUUGUUAAGAUGAAAGAGCUUUGUGCCAUGUAUGGAAAGAAAGAUCCCAAUGAGCGAGACUCUUGGAGGGCUGUGGCCAGGGAUGUCUGGGACACUGUUGGGGUAGGGGAUGAGAAGAUUGAAGAUAUGAUGGUCACUGGGAAAGGUGGAACCGAUGUAGAUGACCUCAAGGUUCACAUAGACAAGCUGGAAGAUAUUUUGCAAGAAGUCAAAAAGCAAAAUAAUAUGAAAGAUGAAGAGAUCAAAGUCUUAAGAAAUAAAAUGCUCAAAAUGGAGAAAGUCUUGCCAUUGAUUGGAUCACAGGAACAGAAGAGUCAAGGACACCACAAGACAAAAGAGCCCCUGGUUGCUGGUGCUAACAGCCUCUCUGAUAAUGGUGUCAGUAAAGGAGAGAGUGGAGAACUUGGCAAAGAAGAGCGCGUUUCCCAGCUGAUGAACGGGGAUCCAGCUUUUAGACGUGGACGUCUACGUUGGAUGAGGCAAGAACAAAUUCGGUUUAAGAACCUGCAACAGCAAGAGAUAACAAAGCAGCUUCGUCGGCAGAAUGUACCCCACAGGUUCAUCCCUCCUGAGAACCGGAAGCCCCGCUUUCCCUUUAAGAGCAAUCCUAAACACAGAAACUCUUGGAGUCCUGGGACACAUAUUAUUAUAACAGAAGAUGAGGUUAUUGAGCUAAGAAUUCCAAAAGAUGAAGAAGGAAGAAAAGGAAAUAAAGAAGAAAGCCAAGAAAAAGUGGGCAGAGCAGCUUCUAAAGAUGCGCAGUCAGCGUGGGGCUCCCAGGGCACAAGAAGUCAGGAUCAUAUCCAAGUUAGCAAGCAGCGCAUCAGCGACCACCAGCCACCACCUCAGCUACGGUGGAGAAGCAACUCUCUCAAUAACGGCCAACCAAAAACCACGCGCGGCCAGGCAACCGCCUCCGCGGAGUCCCUAAACUCCCACAGCGGCCACCCCACCGCUGAUCUACAAACUUUCCAGGCCAAGCGUCACAUUCACCAACACCGUCAGCCUUACUGUAAUUAUAACACUGGAGGUCAGGUAGAGGGUAGCCCAGCCAGCUGCUGUCAAAAGCAGACUGACAAACCCAGCCACUGUAACCAGUUCGUGACACCUCCGAGGAUGAGGAGACAAUUCUCAGCACCCAAUCUCAAAGCAGGUCGAGAAACCACAGUCUAGGUAGUUUACUGGACAAACUUGAAGUUGUAGCAACGGAACCAGGCAGUGUUAAUGUUAGCUCAUGGGUUGAGUUGGUGCCUGCUAUAUGCAUUAUGAGUUUAAUGCUGUGUUCCUACAGAUACUAACUGGUCUUUAUUGUUAAAAUGUAAAACACUGGUAAAUGUUUCAAUGCCUCCCUGUGAUUGUGCAUUAUCAGUGGGCAGGUGCUAGAAUUGGGUAUAAAACAUCUAGGCCCUGUAUUUUUCUGAUAAUUUCCUCUAUGGUGCCUAGAUUAUUAAUGUACUUACACUGGCUUCUCUUGUUUUGGUGUAAGAUUUUUUUUUUUAAUAGUGCUUUGAUAUCCCAAAAGACCUGCCUCUUGUUUUAUGGAAAUGCUCAAAAGAAGAAUUUGAUAUAUAGAAGAAAUGCCUCUUAUUCCCCAAGCACCUUAGAAAUUGACUGAAAAACAACAUGCAACGAUGUGGAUACAGCUUUAGGCUUCGCCUUGGUGUCUGUUCUUUUCAUUAAAUAUUGUUGGCAGUUUUACAAGCAUAAAUCCAAGGUCUUCCGACAUGUUUUUUCUGCACAGCCUUGCAUCUUACAUGUCAUUAUCUUAGUCUACAUUUUUAAGGAACUGAGUCAGUAAUUUUUACUAUAUCAUAACAUAUAGAAAAUUUGUCAUAUCUCUAAAAUCUUUAAAUUGAUACUUUCUCAGUUUCGAUUUGGUUUGUAUUUUGAAGUUUACUGAGUAUUUCACUCAUAGCAUGAACUAUAUUUGCUAAAAUUAUGCCAAUAGAAAUACCAACAACAAUGUGUGCUCUGAGCAGUGUGUGUAAGUUUCUAAGAAGAUUAUUCAGUGCAAGAAGGCAGAGAUGGGGCAUGGCAAGAAGGCGGCUGAUAGACACCUCUUCACUGCCUUUUUCCAAAAACUGAAAUAAUAAAACCGAACUUUGGUUGAGUCUGGAGCCAUGUAUAUAGUAAACUGUUCCUUGGUCGACAGUUGUAAUACACACAGAUCCUCUAGCAAGGACAGCUAAGUCCUGCAAACAGUCACUCCUCUGUCAAUACCUCACUUCACCAUGCUGUGCUUGCAGUUUGCCUCGAUGGAGAAGCCUCUUUGAAUAAAAAAAGAAGAGGAAAAAAGGAAAAAGAAAAAAUAGAAAGACAAGGUGGAUUUUCAUGGAAGAAAAGAAUGGCUUUCUAUAUACUUCUUCAUCUCUUGUACUUGUCAGAAGCUAGAGAUGAUCAGAAUUGACAGUGCUGAAGAUUCCUAGGUCACACCAGGUCGUGCACCAAACAUCUGUGUUCCAGUGGUGUGAAAACUUGCAGCCAAGGUAGCAUAGCACUCAAGGAGGCCUUCAAGAGAGCAUAGCACUCAAGGAGGCCUUCAAGACUGUGAUUAUGUAUUUUUUUUCUGCUUUGUGUGUGGAUACUGUUUUAUUAGACACAUUAAUUUUAAUUGUAGUGGGCCUUUUCUCCUCUCUCUUUUAAGAAAAUGCUGUCUUAACGCACAGAAAAUUGCUUCCAACAUUUUUUUUUUCCUUAAAAAAAUUGGGGGAAGAUCCGUGUCCUUUCCUAGCUAGAACAGUUCUAGUCUUCAGUGACAGUUUAUAUGGCAGUUUCAACUUGGGCGAGUGAUGCCUGCUGUGUGUUGACUUCAUUGAGACGACAAUCUCUGUGCCAUUUGGUCUGAAUGUAUUCUUGGUAGGCUCAAGUCAGUCACUUCAGUGUGUCUGUGUAAAUCUUUCUUCUUCACACAUAAUUAUACUAUCUGGGUUUUUGUCAAAAAUUCAUUUUUUUGAAACUUAAAGUGUUAGUUACUUGGGUUCUAACUUGAAGGUAUUUCAGGUCCAUAGAGUCUCACUUUGUUACAGAUAAAUGCUUUCCUUUCCUAUUCAACACUAGCAGUAAAAGCUCACUCCUCGAUGCCAACAUUACAGUGAAAAGCUUUCCUGUACACAUGCGGGGGGCAUUUUGCCCCCAGGGAUAGUGCAAAGAAUCAGCUGUGUCCUUCUGCUAAUCCAGGUGCCCUGUAGUCCUGAAAUACCAACAGCUAAAGAAACCCUUGAUUUUCUAGGCAACCGGGAAAGAAAAUAAUUCACUGCUAGCAGUGUCCUUUCUUGCAUUUGAGAGCACUCACCUUAGAAAACUGUGUGUACAAAACAGCUUGUUAGACUCACUGAACAAGUAUAAAGCACCAUCAUGCUUUUGUGGGGUCUUACUCCUUUAUUAAGACAGCGCCUCCUCGAUUUGCCCACACUGGCCUCUAACUUGGAAUCCUUUUGCAUCAGCUUCCACAGUUGCUGGAGUUAGAGGUGUGUGUUAGCAGGCUCAGCUUGUCUUUUUGUUUGUUUGUUUUUUGGUUUUGUUUUAAUAUAGUGGUAUCUUCCCCCUCAGCUUAAACAAGACCAAAGAAAACUUGUCUUCAUUAAAUCAUUAUUUUAUUGUGAAAAUAUUCCUAGGUGUUAUCAUUGUGAAAUGGAGAGAAGUGUUCAUGCGUGGGAACUGGCAUUUAGGGCUGUAGUAGAGUCCUACUUUAUUGGAUAAGGUUUUCCAGACCAGACUGUAAUUCUAUGGACAGUUACAAAAUCUGGUUAAUAAAUUUAAACCAAAGGGCUUUUCCUCUACUCUUGCUUCUGAUCCUUCUAGCAUAGCAAAUUGUUUCUCCUUUCAUAGGUAACACAACACAUAGGAAUUGUUUAUUACAUUGAAGUGACUUGAACUGACCUUUUGUGCUUUAGAUGUAAGAUACUAAAAACAAAACACUGAGUCUGUUCCCGAGAUGCCUGACUUUGUAAAUGCUAUCAGAUUAUAGGCAGUUGCGUGGGCUUCCAGUGGUCACUGCUGUGGCGGGUGCCUUCCUGGUCCUUUGUUGACUUGCCUUAAUGAUUUACACAGAAGCCUGCGAGCAGAGGAAGCUUCCUGGGGCCCACUGCAGUGUGAUGAAGAUGUUUUAGGUUCAGUGUAAAACAAGCUUGUGUUCUGUACUGUUAGAGUCAGAUUCGUUACAAAUGAUUUUCAUACCUGUCUGAUUGAUGUCAUUUUAAACUCUGCUCUAGGUAGACUGAGUGUGGCCCACUUUAGGUUGUGAAAUGUAUCGUUUUUCCUAUUAUUACUGUAAAAAGAAGUUGUGAAUCUUCUUGUUGAUGAACUCUGAUUUCUCUCUCAAUUUCUUAAAACCAUGCUUGAAGAUUGUCUGGGUGUAAGACUGCGUUCUCAGAAAGGGAGAGUUAGUUUGUAAUAUUAAAGAAAUAAAAUCUUCCUGAAAUAA
Molecule: messenger RNA, 7095 nt
Organism: Mus caroli (Ryukyu mouse)
Lineage: Eukaryota; Metazoa; Chordata; Mammalia; Rodentia; Muridae
Gene: Kif1b
Product: kinesin family member 1B
Biological process (GO): microtubule-based movement
Molecular function (GO): ATP binding; microtubule binding; microtubule motor activity
Source: RefSeq, a predicted model, not a curated record